This is a messenger RNA of Rhagoletis zephyria (snowberry fruit fly), 1892 nucleotides long. RefSeq names its product tubulin tyrosine ligase-like 15 (gene TTLL15). The record is from RefSeq and is a predicted model, not a curated record. Gene Ontology annotation, biological process: protein modification process. Lineage: Eukaryota; Metazoa; Arthropoda; Insecta; Diptera; Tephritidae.
AGCAUAGCCUCUAUCGCUAUCACCUGUAAUUGAUGCGCCUGGGCUCACAGCUUUUGUUCAACUUUUGGUUCAACUAAUCGCCUGUGAAAGUUGAAUCAUGUAAAUUCCCUAUAAGUGAAAUAUCGCUCAUCACUAAUCCAAACAAGUGAAAUUUUUAAAAAUAAAAAUUUUGCCCAAAUUAUUUUGUGGCUUCUUUUAUUCUAUUAAAUGGACUUGGAAAAAAUGGCUCUCAAAUCGUUAAGUGCUGAGUCUCCGACACCGCCAAAAAUGUCCGUAUGUGCAAUGCUAACAUUUCUACUUAUUACUAUUAGUGCUGCUGCUGUGUUAGAAUUUUGUUAUACUAAUCACAGCUUUAAUCUUGAAGUUAAUACGGAACGGCCAGUUACAAAUAAUUCUGAAACUUCAAUAAAAUUUUCAAUGUAUCCUCCUGUUAAAGCAGGGGAAAACCAUCUGCAACACGUAGUGCGAUUGUUAGAAGUGUUAGGAUAUACACAAACUUCAAUAAAUGAACUUGACUGGAAUCUACUUUGGGCUCAUGAAUAUCCUUUUCAAAAUAUCUCAGAAAUGAUGCGACAUCUUUUACCUCAUCAAACUGUAAAUCAUAUUCCCGGAAUAGGUUUUCUUACGAGCAAAGUGGAUCUUUCUACCGCGUCAUUACCAUUUAUGCCUAAAGCCUUCCGUUUGCCACAAGAAAAAGAAGAAUUUUUAAAAUAUACUUCUAUCAAUCCUGAUACAUUAUUUGUGGAAAAGCACAAUAAGCAUAGAUACAUUAAAAUUUGUUCUUCUAAUUCUAUAAAUCUGAGUUCAAGUGAGACUUUUUUGCAAGAAUUUAUUGAAAAUCCCUUUUUGGUCGAUGGCCACAAAUUCGACAUUGGAGUGUAUGCCGUGAUAACAUCCGUCGAUCCCUUGUUAUCAUAUAUAUAUACUGGAGACGUGCUGUUCCGUUAUUGUUCGGAAAAGUAUUUCCCUUUCGAUUCCAAAAAUGUAAAGAAAUAUGUAGUAGGAAAUGACUAUGUACCAACUUGGGAAGUUCCUUCUCUAAUAAAAUACUUUGAAAUAUUUGGUGGGGGUAUGAGAGCUUCUUUCGACGCGUAUGUGCGUGAUCAAUCAAUGGAACCGUCUGUCAUUUGGACGCAAGUUGAAAACAUAGUGCGAGAGACAAUAUUAGCUAAGAAAAAUAAUAUUGUAUUGGCUAUGCGACCUUAUAAAACUGGUAACUUCUUUGAGCUGCUUCGAUUUGAUUUAAUUGUAGAUGAUGAACUGAAAGUUCAUUUAAUGGAGAUUAAUAUGUCACCGAAUUUAUCAUCAGCGCACUUCAAGCAAAAUGCAUUGUUAUAUGAGCAAGUUCUGUACAGCGUUUUCAACCUUGUUGGCGUUGGGUCUCCUCUACGGGCUAAACAAAGCCGUUUAGAUGAUGAAAUUAUAACGUCUGACAAAAAUAUUGCGGUAAACUUAAGUGACUGUGCGAAAUAUUCAUGUCAUAAAUCUUGUUAUAAAUCGGAGUGCAAGAUGUGUUUACCUUGUCUGAAAGGGUCAGAAAUUCAAAUUUUACGAAAGGCGCAUUUUGAGCAUUUGCAUAAAGUAGACAUGAAAAGGAUAUAUCCGAAAGCAGUGGUUUAUCCGGAGAAUUUCAACAUAGAAGCAGAAGUAAAAAAUCAAUUUACGAAGGAUGCAUGGCUGACGCGUUGGUUUUAUGGAAAAUGUAAAGAUGAACGGAGUUGGUGCCAAUAAUUUGAAUUAUGUUUGUUUUUGUACAGAUACAAAUAUGUAAAGGUAAAACCGUUCGCUCAAUUCGUCGGCCAUUAUUUAUUUUUUAAAGUUUGUCUACCUUAUACAAUUUAAAUUUUCAGAGCAACUGAAAUGCCAAAUAAAAAUAAAACAAAAAAUAAGUU